This is a messenger RNA of Helianthus annuus (common sunflower), 1114 nucleotides long. RefSeq names its product D-galacturonate reductase. Gene Ontology annotation, cellular component: cytosol. Lineage: Eukaryota; Viridiplantae; Streptophyta; Magnoliopsida; Asterales; Asteraceae. The record is from RefSeq and is a predicted model, not a curated record. The coding region runs from base 50 to 1006 and encodes 318 amino acids. Gene Ontology annotation, molecular function: aldose reductase (NADPH) activity. The transcript has 4 exons.
GUGUGCAAGUUGUAAAAGAAUUGCGACAAAAGAAAAAAAGGCUAGAACAAUGGCAAGAAUUCCCAGUGCGACUAUAAGCUCUUCUGAUGGUCCACGACCCAUUCCUGUUAUCGGAUUGGGGACCGCGACUGUUGGAAGAAGUGAUGAGGUGAAAGCGGCUGUGGUCGAGGCCAUCAAGAUGGGUUAUCGCCACUUUGACACCGCGGCAUUCUAUGGAACCGAGAAACCUGUCGGGGAAGCCAUCGCUGAAGCUUUGCAAGCUGGUUUCAUAAAAUCUCGAGCGGAGGUUUUCAUUACGACCAAGCUGUGGCCUAACUCCACCGAGCGACAUCUGGUUUUACCGGCAUUGAAGAAGAGCCUCCAGAACUUGGGACAAGAGUAUGUGGACCUCUAUCUUAUACAUUGGCCACUCAAAAUAAACUACCCGCAUAUCAAAAUCCCGGUUCCAACGGAGUGUGUGACCGCAAUCGAUAUCAAGUCAGUUUGGGAAGCAAUGGAGGAGUGUCAAAAUCUCGGACUUACAAAAUCCAUCGGUGUCAGUAAUUUCUCGUCUGACAAAAUUCAAGAAAUUCUUUCAUUUGCCAAGAUUCCUCCUGCUGUCAACCAGGUUGAGAUGAACCCGCUUUGGCAGCAAAAACAACUGAAUAAAUUUUGCAAAGAGAAUCACAUCCUUCUCACCGCGUACUCCCCUUUAGCUUCAUUCGGCAAUUCAUGGGGAAACAAUAGCGUUGUUGAAUGUAAUGUUCUCCAAGAUAUUGCUAAGUCUAGAGGGAAGACUACUGCUCAGAUUUCUUUAAGAUGGUUAUAUGAGCAAGGGGUUAGUUUCAUAGUAAAGAGUUUCAACAAAGAGAGGAUGAAGCAAAAUCUUGAUAUCUUUGAUUGGGCAUUGACGCAAGAAGACUUGAACAUUAUUAGCCAAAUUCCUCAACGCAAACUCGUUUAUCUCCUUGGUUUUGUGGUGACGGAGCCUAACGAUGUAACAGUUGAGAUUGAUUCGAAGCUUUGAGUAAGCAUUUGCAUUCGGCCAUCGUCAUGAUUGUUCACAACAUAGUACUUUGUUUAUUUAUAACUGAAUUUGUCGGACGCUUAUAUUAGAUUGCUGAUAUUGCACUAA